UUUUAGGGGUAUAUAUUUAUGUAUGUAAAUAAGAAACUGCACUACUUCCGAAUAUCUGUGUUAAUAUACAAACAAUAAAAGCAAGUAUACCUGCCAAAGUCAAGGCUUUUCAUCGAUGUUGUUUGGAAUCCCAUCUACUAAUACCUAACCACCAGACUCUUGACCUUCCAAACAUAUGUUCUGUAUUUCUUGACACAAAACCAGAAACUUACAUACAUUGAAUGGUGUGCCAUAUAAAUGUCCCACCUGAGAGGUUUUGAAUUAUUAACUGCUGGACCAUUCAGAGAAUAACAACGAUGAAGUACUUUGUGAUCUGUGUUUUAGCUGGAAUCGUUCUUUUCCAGGCGGCAUCGGGAUUCAAGCGGCGAGUGAUCUAUGUGGUACCAGCCACCACAACGAACACAACGACAGCACCAUUGAACGCCACGGCGAACGCCACGGCGACCGCCCCCGAAGCUCCUGAGGUGGCUUACAAGGUGGUCUUCUGUUCCUGGAAGAACAACUGGUGUCGUCCCGCCUCGAACACCGUGAGCAAUUGCAAGUGGGGCAUCUGCAAGUUCAAUGGAUAAAACUCAAUAAAAGAAACGUUGAUAAUGUUUAGCACAAAUCUCUUGGGUUUUAUUUUUGAAAGUCUGGCUUGGUCAAAAAAGAGACUUGCUGGAACGGUUUCUUUCUUAACUUGAUACUGGGAAAACCACACGGAUCUGACCCGAUGCAUUGUAAGGCUCAUAUGAAAGCGUUAGCAAAAAUUAUAAUCCAUACUAGUCUUAGUAGCUAACUAAAUUCGAUCCAUGCAAAUCAUCACCGAAUAGGAUUAAAGCUUAAUGGGUUAGCGCUAGGAUACAAAAUAGAGGCUUGGUUUGGGUUAGUUAUAUGGUUAUUGGUUAGUUGAUGAGGGUGAAACAAUACUUGUCCCUAUAGAAGGGUGCUUACAGAUUAAACUAAUUCUAAUAACUAGGGUUAAACAAUGCGUACUAAACUUAACUUAGGAUAUGCAUGUGUGAUGGACAAAGACUUCAAUAGAUUGAAGAUCUUUAGGAUUUCAUUUUUGACCAAUACGGCAUAGAUUUAUUAAGACAUUUUUCGAUGGUAACUAACAAAAGUUUAGAUUCACUUUUCAAUUUGGCAACCGAAAAUAACUGAAAACUGAAUUUUUCAGAUGGUUUACAAAAAUCUAUAUAAUAUGUAUGUAUAUAGCACAUCAGCAGAGCCGAAGUUUAUAAUUUUCAUUAGGAUACAAAGGGAAUUGUAAUAUACUGUGCACCUCAUGAAAUUACAAGUAUGAUCAUUUUCGUUUCAGAACUAGCAAUAGCAAAAUAUAAACAGGUCAUUAACCUUCUGGUCUAAGUAUCUGAUGAGUCAAUGUAUAUUGCUAUCGUUUAUUUUUUUUUGUAUUUGUAUAUAUAUGCGAUAAUAAUAGAUAAUAUUGUAAGUUCGAUUUUUAACACGUUUCUCAAUACUCUUAUCAGUUACUAUCAAUUUUAGUUUGGUUUCAUACGUUCCUUUUUUUUGUGGUUUAGUGGCCACUGAGCAGGAUCUUAUUGUAUAUUCGUUAUUUAGUAAUAUUUAUUCGAUUUGCUUGCUUGCUUUGCCGCUUCA
Drosophila simulans is the source of this 1599-nucleotide messenger RNA. RefSeq lists its product as uncharacterized. Lineage: Eukaryota; Metazoa; Arthropoda; Insecta; Diptera; Drosophilidae. The transcript has a single exon. The coding region runs from base 297 to 569 and encodes 90 amino acids. The record is from RefSeq and is a predicted model, not a curated record.